This is a messenger RNA of Anthostomella pinea, 318 nucleotides long. Lineage: Eukaryota; Fungi; Ascomycota; Sordariomycetes; Xylariales; Xylariaceae. The record is from the annotation of a GenBank genome assembly.
AUGCAGACGAUGGACACUGGGCUGACUCGGGAUUUUCCCUUUUCUCCCAAACAGAAGACCACCGCUCGCGUCACCAAGCCCCGCGUCAGCCGCACCAAGGGACACCUCAGCAAGCGAACUGCGUUCGUCCGCGACAUCGUCAAGGAGGUCGCCGGACUCGCACCGUAUGAGCGCCGCGUUAUCGAGCUUCUUAGAAAUUCCAAGGACAAGCGGGCGCGCAAGCUCGCCAAGAAGAGACUCGGUACCUUCCAGCGUGGCAAGAGAAAGGUCGACGAACUCCAGAGAGUCAUCGCCGAGUCCCGCCGUACCGGACACUAA